GUUGCGAAGCUCUCAUUCCAUCCGCAUCUAGGGGCCGAUGAACUCACAUCGUCCUGGAAGAGGACUUCUGUUGAAGCCUGCUCACAGCCUCAAGAGGAAGAGCGAGCUUCGUUGACGUCCUUCGUGCCAUAAGGUGCGUGUGGAUUUCUUCAGUGGGAUUAGCAGAUUGGCUGAUCCCGUGACAGUUUGGGUGGGAAAAGGUGAGGUCUUGUAGAUCUCGUUGGCACCGCCUCGAAGCCCAUGCACGAAGCCGGAAGAUAAACAGUGGACGAGUGAUGAGACGAGGAUACAUCAUGCUGCCUUUCGGGAUGCGUCAAGCACAGAUCAGUUGGUGUCUGUAAUAGACGUGGGACGCCUGGAGGGGACCCCUGGGUUCUCGGUGCUGUUCUCCGUUCGUGCCGAAGAGUGCGAAGAAGGUUUGGCGUGCCGGUUCGAGAGUUUGUCGUCUCCUACUUCGUCGUCACGUCAGUGUCCAGAAACUUGACGAGAUGGGCGACAAGACCCGGAAGUUACGCAAUUUCGUCGAGGCCCACUUUUCCGGAGGUGUCAACACCAACCUCUGGAUGAACACAUUCAGCAAGCAAGAUGGCAAAGACCAGUCCGCCGCCGGCAAUAGGCAGCUGCUGACCGCCGAACAGAAGCGCCAGUACGACGACCAGGGAUUCGUGGUGGUUCCUCGGCUCGUGUCGUCGACGUUCCUGACGCAGGCGAGCCGCAUGGACGUCAGCCUGACCCAGAGGCAGCGCCUGAGCGGCGAGGCCCAGCAGAAGGCCGCCGACGCCAUGCACGCCGUGCUCGCGCACUAUCGCAACCUGCCCGAGGUCCUGGACUGGGUCGAGCAGUUCUGCGGCCCCAGACUCCUCUCGCUGGCCGCCAUGUUUGUCAGCGUGCCGCCCGAUCCCGCCGGCACUUCGAAGCAGUUCAGUCUCCACCAGAACUCCAACUUCCUGCCGUUCGCCUUCGCCGACGAAGACCGGGUGGUGUCUGUCUGGACUUCGCUCGACUGCCCCGGUGACAGGGCCUUGGUCGUGGUCCCGGGGACCCACAAGGGACCCACGCUGGUACACAGCAUAGAUGACGGUGUGAUCAGCGACCCGACGGAGCUGGGCGAACCCUUGGCCCUGGAUGCUCAGCCCGGGGACGCCGUGUUCCUCCACCCGAGGCUCGUCCACGGCACCGCGCCUAACCGAUCGGAACGCUACAGGAAGGAACUCAUCUCCCACUUCGCUCCGGUGAACGUCCAGUACGUGGAGAAGCCAUCCGCCUGCCAGGAAUACUGGAAGGAAAACGCUUACGUGGUGAGAAAUGCUGGUGGCCGUCUGUAGGCUUUCGCUGACUUUUGUAUGCUCCGGACGACUGCAAAAUCUCUACGACGCUGGAUGCUGAGAACAUACACUUCCCAAUAAAAAAAGUAUAUAUGCAA
Molecule: messenger RNA, 1423 nt
Organism: Ixodes scapularis (black-legged tick)
Lineage: Eukaryota; Metazoa; Arthropoda; Arachnida; Ixodida; Ixodidae
Product: phytanoyl-CoA dioxygenase, peroxisomal
Exons: 6
Coding region: 489-1325 (278 amino acids)
Biological process (GO): fatty acid alpha-oxidation
Molecular function (GO): phytanoyl-CoA dioxygenase activity
Source: RefSeq, a predicted model, not a curated record